UGCUGGAUCAGAGAGCCGCAACAACAACAAAAAAGGACAAACUACGACGCGAGGGAGAAAUUAUUUUGUUGUAAUCUCUCCUCGAGAGCUUGUUUUGUUGCUGCUGAUCUUUGCGCGCUUUUGCGCGCAGACCGAUAUGGAUUUACCAAAGACUGUCGUCAUCGUCUGGAGACGAGACACGCUAUCUUGUCCUCUGCCAAACUUCUGAUUGUCAUCGGACCCCCCGGAGCGGAGCAGGGCGCAACGUUUAUGGUGAAAACCUGUGACCACAUGGUGAGGACGUUUUUGGAGCACCAAUAAUUAUCUUCUCGCCGCUCCAUCUCUCAUGGGGUGACCCACAUACAGCCCCUGAGACGUGACCGCGGGGCAGCCAGUCUCCUGCUCGGUCUGGACCCUCCUUUAAGAGGCGAUGAUUAUCAGUGAAGAAGGUCUGCUCAACCCUGCUGUGUGAAUGAAUCUUUGCCGUAAAGCCAACGUGCUCUGCCACGCUGUCGCCAUGAAGAGCAAGUAUUCCCAGUACUACAACAGGAGUCUGAUCCAGUACUACUAUGCCAUUGCAAAGGACAUGACCAACCAGGAGCUGGAGGAACGCAUUUCCAGGAAACAGGGGCUCACCGUCCUCAACGUGGUCAUCGUGGUCCUCUGCAGCAUCAUCAUCCUGGAGAAUCUCCUCGUCCUCCUCGCCGUGUGCCGGAACAAGAAGUUUCACUCUGCCAUGUUCUUCUUCAUCGGCAACCUGGCGUUUUCCGACCUGCUGGCGGGCUCCGCCUACAUUGCCAACAUCUUCUUCUCAGGGUCGAAGACCUUUGAGCUGGUGCCAGUGCAGUGGUUCAUCCGGGAGGGGACGGCGUUCAUCGCUCUGGCGGCUUCGGUUUUCAGCUUGCUGGCGAUAGCGAUCGAGCGCUACAUUGCCAUCACUAAAGUCAAGGUGUACGGCUCCACCAAAACGUGCCGCAUGUUCCUUCUCAUCGGGGCUUGCUGGGUCACCUCCAUCCUGCUGGGGGGGCUCCCGAUCAUUGGCUGGAACUGCAUCAACAGCCUCGCCGAGUGCUCGGCGGUGUUGCCGCUCUACUCCAAGUGGUACAUCCUUUUUGUGGUGACCAUCUUCAGCCUCAUAUUGCUCUCCAUCCUCAUCCUCUACGUGAGGAUCUAUUUGAUUGUGCGCUCCAGCCACCAGGAGGCGACCAACUCGCAAGCGUAUUCCCUUUUAAAAACAGUCACGAUAGUGCUGGGUGUCUUCAUCAUGUGUUGGCUGCCUGCUUUCACCAUCCUCCUACUAGAUACGUUCUGCAGGAAGCAGUCCUGCCCCAUCCUCGCCAAAGCAAACAUCUUUUUCGGCUUUGCCACUCUGAACUCAGCACUUAAUCCAGUGAUCUACACGCUGCGCAGCAAAGACAUGCGGAAGGAGUUCCUGCGACUGCUGUGCUGCUGGGGGGUGCUGCAUAGCGGCCGGCCCGCUGAGCGAUGCCUCAUGCCGCUAAAGAGCUCCAGCUCUCUGGAGCACUGCACCAACAAACACGAACACCAGACUACACCCAUCAUGCAAGACUGCACAACCUGCGUGUGACACAGCUGAAACGCAUCAAGAGCGCGUGUGCAUGAGAGGGACAAAGGAGACGUGCAUGUGCAUGAUAUCUGGUAGCAAAGCUGUGAUCAGGCAAAGAUAUUUAAAAGAAAAAAAA
Thalassophryne amazonica is the source of this 1682-nucleotide messenger RNA. RefSeq names its product sphingosine-1-phosphate receptor 2 (gene s1pr2). Gene Ontology annotation, molecular function: sphingosine-1-phosphate receptor activity. Gene Ontology annotation, biological process: sphingosine-1-phosphate receptor signaling pathway. Gene Ontology annotation, cellular component: membrane. The coding region runs from base 452 to 1567 and encodes 371 amino acids. The transcript is spliced from 2 exons. The record is from RefSeq and is a predicted model, not a curated record. Lineage: Eukaryota; Metazoa; Chordata; Actinopteri; Batrachoidiformes; Batrachoididae.